Molecule: messenger RNA, 1726 nt
Organism: Musa acuminata AAA Group (dessert banana)
Lineage: Eukaryota; Viridiplantae; Streptophyta; Magnoliopsida; Zingiberales; Musaceae
Product: abscisic acid receptor PYL10-like
Exons: 1
Coding region: 30-698 (222 amino acids)
Biological process (GO): abscisic acid-activated signaling pathway
Cellular component (GO): nucleus; cytoplasm
Molecular function (GO): abscisic acid binding; protein phosphatase inhibitor activity; signaling receptor activity
Source: RefSeq, a predicted model, not a curated record
UUAACUGAGAAGCCAGGCUCGAGAAACCCAUGGAGGGAGGCGAAGACAAGCCAGUCCGAUCUCCUGCCGCAGCGAUGGAGGAGGAGGUUCCGGCGGGUCUUACGGCGGAGGAGUACGCGGAAAUCCGGCCAAGGAUCGAGUCCCACCACAGGUACCGCGUCGGGCAGGGGCAGUGCUCCUCCCUACUCGCCCAGCGGGUCCGGGCACCCGCCGCCACCGUGUGGUCGGUGAUCCGGCGGUUCGACCAGCCGCAGGCGUACAAGCACUUCAUCCGGAGCUGCGUCGUCAAGGGCGGUGGCGAGAUCCGGCCUGGGUGUCUCCGCGACUUGUGCGUCGUCUCCGGCCUCCCGGCGAGCACCAGCACCGAGCGGCUGGACCUCCUCGACGAGGACCUGCGGGUGACCGGGUUCUCCAUCGUCGGCGGCGAGCACCGGCUCCGUAACUACCGUUCCGUCACGACCGUCGACGAUCUCCGAGGUUGCGGCGAAGAGAUCUGGGCGGUGGUGCUGGAGUCGUACGCGGUGGACGUGCCGGAUGGCAACACGGAGGAUGACACCAGGUUCUUCGCCGACACCGUCGUCCGCCUCAACCUCCAGAAGCUCGCGACCGUGGCGGAGGCAAUGGCAGCGGCCGAGCCGUCGCCGUCGCCGUCGCCGUCGCCGUCGCCGUCGCAGCCGCCCGCGGAGAAGGGGAACUAAGAGGACCAACCCCCGCACUCACGGCCGACGACUCGACGAGAGAUGUCGGCGACAUGACGCAAUAACGAGGUAGUCUUAACCGUGUAAAUUUACAUAAAAGUCCUUCUACUUCAGUAAUAUCACAGGAGCCCCGGGCGGUGUGUCUCGGUUGCCAAUCUCUUGCCGAAGCAGGGGUGUCACGGUAAUUUCAACAACAACUUCUUCUUCUUCUUCUCCUUCUCCCCCUUUGACUCGUUUUGUGGUGGAAUCGGGUCUGUGGGAAAAAGGCAUUUAAUGCUCCAAAAUAAACAACUAAAGAUGCGUGCGUCAGAGAAACUAUGUGGUACGCAAGCAGACAUGCAGAUGCACCAUCCCAUUUCUCUACCGUCGUCAUCAUCAUAUUAUUAUUGUUAUUAUUAUAUUAGGGCAUCUUUUUGGGGCUGUUGAAGGUGGUGCAUUGCUUUGCUAGUGGCUGCUGACCAAGUUCGAUCUUGCACACCCAAGAUUGGCUGCUAAAGAUUUGUAGCCCCGCGAAGCUGUGGCGGUGGCGGUGUCUCAACAUGUCUUGUACCACUGUCAGCGGAAAGAGAAAACAGUGCGGCAGUAGUUGUUCCUCCGAGAAACAACAUGGUUUUUCUUUGGAAGAAGGAAAGAACAUUUGAAAGAUGAAAAGUCCUCAAUGGUUUCUUGCAAAGCCACACUAAAAACCAUAAGAUCUCAUUGCUGUUUGAUACAUGGAAAUCAUGCAAGUCUUUUCUGUAUUGUGGCUGUGAUGCUUCUAAGGAUCUCACUGCCUCUUCAGUCGGUUCCAUGCUGAUGCUAAAUCUCCAUUGCCUCAUAUCCUUUUCUUUAUUUCCCUCUCUCUCUCUCUCUCUCUCUCUCUCUCUCUCUCUCUCUCUCUAUAUAUAUAUAUAUAUAUAUAUAUAUAUAUAUUGAAGUGUGCUUUUAUUUAAUGUCAACGUUGCUGUCAUUCUUCUUCAUCUUCGAAUAGAAAAAAGUAAGAGGAGGCAGCCCUGAAAGAAAAGAAAGAGAAAGAGAAAGAAAAGGAC